AUGCCAAACUCUUACCUAUCUCGCAUGAUGAAAGUCAAAUUUACGGCUGGUCCUGUCGCCGCUGGUCCUGCAAAUGAUAAACCAACCCACGAACCCAAUAAGAAGAGUCGUCGUGUUGGCUUUCACAAGAUUGUCGUGCAUGAAUAUCCCGCUGCCACCUCCUAUGCAGAAAAAUGCGAGCUUUGGUACGAUGCGAAGACGCUCAAUGCUGCCAUUCAAGCUGAUAUCAUAGCCAUGCUGCGAAGUGAAAUGGGGAUUUGGGAUGUGAGCCUAACGGGGAAUACCUAUCGUGGCCUCGAACCCUUUCGUCCGCAAUACAAAGACCAUGUCAAUCGUGAUGUCCGCCCCUACAUCAAAGCGGUGGUCGACAAGUCUUACACUCUCCGACGAGCACACAAGAUUCAUCAUAGGCUGUGUCCCAAAGCAGCUGAAAAUGCAGCCGUCGAAGAACCCCUGUACAGGUUUGCCUCUCAAUUUACGAACCGAGCGCAAGACCUUGCCCUUCGCACAGCUGCAAAAGAUUAUGAAGAGGUCUUGGAAAUGUACCAGCUCGAAAAACAAUCGCUCUUCUGGGAAGAAGCCGUAGCAUUGGAAAAGAAGAGCGAGAUUGCCGGUAUCGACAAGCCUCUGCACCAAUCGCUAGUUCCUCGGUCGGCAUAA
Molecule: messenger RNA, 660 nt
Organism: Seminavis robusta
Lineage: Eukaryota; Bacillariophyta; Bacillariophyceae; Naviculales; Naviculaceae
Source: the annotation of a GenBank genome assembly